Messenger RNA from Rotaria sp. Silwood1, 594 nucleotides. NCBI's taxonomy places the organism in Eukaryota, Metazoa, Rotifera, Eurotatoria, Philodinida, Philodinidae. The record is from the annotation of a GenBank genome assembly.
AUGACUUUUUCAACAAAAUCCUCAUUAUGGAAUGAUAUUGAAUUAAAAGGUAUUUUAUCAUAUAAAACAAUAUCAUCAAUUCAAUCAAAUAUAAAUAAUUCCUUAUCACCAAUAAAUAAUUUAAUUUCAAUGUUUAUUCAAUCACCAAAUAAAACAAAUGUAUCAAGAAAAUUAUUUCAAUCGAAUACAGCAGAUCAAUUAACAAAUAAAUUGACAAUAAAUCGAAGUAAAUCAGAUGGAAUUGUUGAAAAUAAUGAUAAAAAACAUAUUAAAUUAAGUCCAUAUACAAUAUUUUAUCGUAAAUUGUAUGAAUAUGUCUUAUCUCAUCUUGAUCUUAUUUGUUAUCGUUUAUAUGGAUCUCAAUCAAAUAAAUUUGAAAAAAUCAUUUGGAAUUUAUUUGAAAAUUAUACUCGAUUAUUAUUUUGUUCACGAUUAAUUCAAAUAUAUAAAUCAAUGCCAAAUUCGAAAUUAAAAACAGUUCGAAGUGUUUUUAUUCGUUCAAUUAACAAAUAUGAUUUUGUUGAAAAUGAGAUUUAUAUUCAAUUAAAGACAUUUAUUCUUUUUUUUUUCUUCAAGAUAAAAAUUCAUGUUUAA